AAGUGGCGCGUUACGUACAGCCCUGACCAAGGAAGUGCACACCGGUGCUCUUUCACCAGUGUUGCAGAACAGUUCUGACUGGGUGAAAGUCUGCAGAUAUUUUGCUGGUUUUCUUUUCGACUUAUGCUGAGAUUCGUCCUAUUGCAAUGGAAAUUGCAAGUCAAGACACAUUUUUGAUAACUGGGGGAUGUGGCUAUGUUGGUCAUCGUCUGGCAUGCUCCCUGCAUAAAAAAGGCGCCAGAAUAGUUCUGUUUGACACAAUCCCUCCAAACCAAGAAUUGCCAGAGGACAUUGUGUUUGUUCAGGGAGACAUACGUGAGUAUGCACAUGUUAAGAAGGCCAUCACUGGUGUGGGCUGUGUACUCCACCUUGCCUCCUAUGGCAUGUCUGGCAGGGAGCAGCUGAACCGGCAUCUGAUUGAGGCGGUGAAUGUUCAGGGCACACAGAACGUUCUGAAAGCUUGUAUUGAGCUGGGAGUGUCAAGGCUGGUUUACACAAGCACCUUCAACGUGGUGUUCGGAGGCCAAGUGAUAGAGAACGGGGACGAAAGCCUUCCUUAUCUACCUCUCCAUCUUCACCCUGACCACUACUCCAGGACAAAGUCCAUAGCUGAAAUGGCAGUACUUAAGGCGAACGGCACAGCACUGGAGGAUGGCUCUGGCGUGCUGAGAACUUGUGCACUGCGUCCAGCAGGGAUCUAUGGGGCUGGUGAGCAGAGACACCUGCCCAGGAUUGUCGGCUACAUAGAGAAGGGGAUCUUCAGGUUUAUUUACGGGGACCCCUGCAGUCUGGUGGAGUUUGUCCAUGUGGACAAUCUAGUGUCAGCUCAUGUGCUCGCUGCAGACGCUCUGACGUCAGAGAAACAGUACUGCUCAGCUGGUCAGGCAUACUUUAUCUCAGAUGGUCGGCCUGUGAACAACUUUGAAUUCUUUAGACCUCUGGUGGAAGGCUUGGGCUAUCCUUUCCCCAAAUUGCGUCUUCCUAUUUCUCUCAUCUACUUCUUUGCCUUCCUCACAGAAAUGAUUCACUACCUCAUUGGCCCCUUCUAUAACUUCCAGCCUCUGCUAACACGCACAGAGGUGUAUAAAACUGGUGUGACACAUUACUUCAGCAUGGCAAAAGCUAAGGGGGAGCUGGGUUAUGAGCCCCAGGAGCACAACCUGGAUGAGGUGGUUCAGUGGUUCAGAAGCAGAGGCCAUGGGAAAAAAUCUCACAGCUCCUCCCUCAGUCGAUUGCUGCUGGAUGUCCUGUUCGUGUCUGCCCUUGUUGCUGUGGCUCUUUCCUUUCUUCCACUUGCUGGCAGUUGAGUCAUAGCUAAAGCAAAAGUAGAAUUCUGAUAUUUUCACAAAAAGCAAAGACUGGUUCAUAUCUACACUGUGCACAUGUAUUAAUAAACAAAUGUGCUCUUUUUUAUUCAGAAUGUUUUGUAUGGACAGGUGCUUCAAACAUAGAUGCUGCUGUCUACAGAGCUCCUCAGUCAAAGCAAAAGAAACAUGUUACCUCUUACUGUUGUACUCAAACACUCAUCAGGUGUGUAAACAGUCAAAUGAAUGUCCUCUAGCUUUACCCCCUCUUUCAGAAACAGCAUGUCAGAAGGGAAAUCACCAACAAUAAGCUAAUACAUCAUGUUUUAAUGCAUUUUUAACUCAUGUAAAAAUCACUAAGCAAUGUAUGGAAACCUGCAAAGAAUAAAACUUUUCAAAGCAAA
Messenger RNA from Notolabrus celidotus (New Zealand spotty), 1708 nucleotides. RefSeq names its product short chain dehydrogenase/reductase family 42E, member 1 (gene sdr42e1). Gene Ontology annotation, biological process: steroid biosynthetic process. NCBI's taxonomy places the organism in Eukaryota, Metazoa, Chordata, Actinopteri, Labriformes, Labridae. The transcript has 3 exons. The coding region runs from base 147 to 1307 and encodes 386 amino acids. Gene Ontology annotation, molecular function: 3-beta-hydroxy-Delta5-steroid dehydrogenase (NAD+) activity. The record is from RefSeq and is a predicted model, not a curated record.